Molecule: messenger RNA, 996 nt
Organism: Penicillium bovifimosum
Lineage: Eukaryota; Fungi; Ascomycota; Eurotiomycetes; Eurotiales; Aspergillaceae
Product: NADP-dependent oxidoreductase
Exons: 1
Coding region: 1-996 (331 amino acids)
Molecular function (GO): oxidoreductase activity
Source: RefSeq, a predicted model, not a curated record
AUGAGAGCUGCACGAAUUCGACCUACCUGUUCUGACGGGACACCUUAUGGUUUCCCUGGAAAUGUAGCUCCGUCCUCAGCAAUUGAAAUCCCGGACAACGUCCCCGUACCGCAAAUAUCAAAGCCUGGCGAAUUAUUGAUCCAGGUGAAAGCCUCUACCGUAUACAAAGACAAUCUGGAGUGGAACGAGCUAUAUCCCCCCAGCCAUGCAACCUUGGGAAACGACUUUUCCGGCAUAGUUGUCGCCGUGCACGACAGCGAGCAAGACUUCCGCGUUGGUGACCAUGUGUACGGUAUGACGCAUGCAAAUCGGGGAGGUACAUGGGCAGAGUACGCCAUCGUCACGACGGAAGAAGCAGUCAAGAAGCCGGAUAACCUGUCGUGGGAGGAGGCUGCGGCGAUUCCCGGGAGUGCCCUCACAGCCGAUCAGGCGCUGUUCAGACACGUUGGACUCGACGAUGCUGCGCAAAACGGACAAAAAAGGAUUCUGAUUACCGGGCCUGCCGGCGGCAUUGGCACAUUCCUCGUGCAAUUCGCCGUCCUGGCCGGACACCAUGUCGUUGCAGCGUCCAGCUCGAACGAGCGGAACGAGUCAUUUCUGCGUUCCAUUGGCGCCAAUGAGAUAGUUGAAUACACAACCAUGGGGACUUUGGACAAGGUCGACGUCGUUGUUGAUUCUGUCGGGUCCCAGGUUCUCGCGGACUGCUGGAGCGUUAUCAAGUCAGACGGCACCCUCUUGUCCUUUGACGCGUGCAGCUGGGGGUAUAGAGAAGAGCACAAAGAAAAGGGCAUCAGCAAAGGAAAGGAAGGCGUUCGGGCACUGUACAUGAUUGCUGAGCCAUCGAGAGAAAGCAUGGCGCGCAUCACGGAACAUGUGGCCAAGGGAAAUAUAAAAGGGCGUGUAUCGAAAGUGGUGUCGUUGAGUGACGUGCGGGAAGCCUAUGAAUCUGCUCAUUCUAGAGGCAUUGGGCACGGCAAGAUUGUGGUGUUGAUCUGA